AUGCUUACUAAUGAAAAUGAUCCAUUCAAAAUUAAGUUUGGAAACACAACUAAUAUUAUGAAGUUAGUAGAAAAACUAAAAGAAAAACAAGCAGAAGAGCAAUUUACAUCUGUUGAAGUUGUAACUGCCUCUGAAUUCAAUAAAUUACGUGAUAACUACCGAAAAAUAUUAAAAGAGAAUAAUACAAUUAUUAAUAACAUAUUAAGUGAGAUUAAAAGAUUACAUAGAGAAGAAUAUAAUCCUAACUUGUUGGGUUUAUAA
Funneliformis geosporum is the source of this 261-nucleotide messenger RNA. The record is from the annotation of a GenBank genome assembly. Lineage: Eukaryota; Fungi; Glomeromycota; Glomeromycetes; Glomerales; Glomeraceae.